AUGGAGGUUUGGGAUCGCGCUCUUACUAAACGUGUAGACCCAAUUCGAUAUGAUGCAGAGACGGGACUAAAGAUUUAUAGAGAAGACCAACUGAAUUUGGGAAAGGGAGGAAAUACGCCUCUUUGUCCUUUCGAUUGUGAUUGUUGCUUCUAA
Molecule: messenger RNA, 153 nt
Organism: Blastocystis hominis
Lineage: Eukaryota; Bigyra; Opalinata; Blastocystidae
Exons: 1
Coding region: 1-153 (50 amino acids)
Source: RefSeq, a predicted model, not a curated record